This is a messenger RNA of Lachancea mirantina, 1980 nucleotides long. The record is from the annotation of a GenBank genome assembly. Lineage: Eukaryota; Fungi; Ascomycota; Saccharomycetes; Saccharomycetales; Saccharomycetaceae.
AUGUCCUUUUUUGUACCGGUUUCCAAUGUACUCCCGGUUGUCUGCAGUGCGUCUGCAAAAAGUGUUGCUUAUCACUUGUCAUUUCACCAACUCUCACCCCUUCAGACCCCCCACGAAAAAACCGACAUGCUGAAGGAAAACCCGGUUUCAAUCGACCCGACUCGACGCCAGCACAAGCCUCGUUUGCCUGGAAAACUGGCCAUUGCUGCUGGCGCCGUGCUGUGUUUUUUAUGGUUUUCGUUGUGCCACGACUCUCGCAAGGGCCAAGCGAGCUACGCUCGCUCGGCCCAAGACCCGCUACAAAGGCACACCCGCAAUGUCACUAUUCAAGAUUUCUACGCCGGUUCUCAUGUCCAACCCAGCGCUUUGCCUAGCUCUUUGCCCGAUGAGGACCUCUACUUUCACCAUCGGAUCAAGCUUAGACCCUUAAGUCCCACAACUGUGUCACGUGACCAGUUCGACAUUUGGCUCAAACAGCAAACCCGAGUGUGUUUCGAAAAGCUCCUCGCGAAUAUUGGGGAUUCCAAUUUGAACGAUUUGCCCACGGCGGAACGAGUCUCCGAGGGUGUCGUUCUAGCGUCUCCUUCCAAAAAAAAUCCAGACUAUUUUUACCAUUGGGUUCGAGAUGGAUCUAUCACCAUGAACACCGUAGUGAAAAGUUUGGUUCCAGCGCAAGAUCCUUCCAGUUUGAAUUUGACACUCGCGGGCACCGUUCUCAAAUUUCUGAACACGUCUUUUGUUUUGCAACGCACUGAUAAUCCUUCUGGCACCUGUAAGCGGGACUUGAAGGGUCUGGGCGAACCCAAAUGGUUGGUCAACAACACUCCGUUUACGGGCAACUGGGGGCGUCCUCAAAGUGACGGUCCGGCACUUCGACUCAUUACUGUUUUCAAUUUUUUGGCCACGCUGCGUGCCUUGGAAUUACCUUUGGAAACUGUCAUCGCAGAUUUCCAAAAAACCUAUAACCAGGAUUUACAAUUGCCCUUCCACAACGAACGUGACUUAUUUGAAACGGUGGUAAAGCUCGAUUUGCAAUAUGUUGUCAAUAACUGGCACGCUGACACUUUUGAUUUGUGGGAAGAAGUGAAUGCUCAGCAUUUUUUCACGACGUUAUGUCAAUUGAAAGCGGUUCAAUUGGGUUGGCAUUACCUCACCGAAAUUCAACCAGAUUUCGAUGACCCAGAGACUCAAGUGGCUGCGUCGUCGCUAAAGCAAGAAUUUGACAAAAUCUUGAAAUUUUUGAUGGUUGACGGUGGGUUUUUGAACGCCAACAAGAACUAUAUCAUCGAGACGCCUGCAAUCUUGGGUAAAAGAUCAGGACUUGACAUUGCAGUUUUACUCGCUGCAGUGAUCACACACGACCCAGGUUUGGACGGGACUGUGGACUUCAACAUUCCCUUUGACGUUGACGAUACCGGUGUGUUGAACACUUUGCAUGGACUUGUCGCGGAAAUGCAAAUCUUGUAUCCCGUCAACCAUCAGCGUGCCAAUUUGAACCUGGGUGUCGCUUUGGGUAGGUACCCGGAAGACGUUUACGAUGGUACUGGCAUCUCGGAGGGCAACCCUUGGUUCCUUGCAACGACCACAGCGGCAGAGCUGCUCUAUAAAGUGAUUUCCCAUUUUUACACCGCCGAGACAGACUUGGUCAUCCCAUUGGAUGGAUGGACGACCCAAUUUUGGUCACUCAUCUUUGAAAAUAUAGAUUUCUCCCAGAAGACCGGCGACUCGUGGCAAUUAGUAAUUCCAUUUGAUUCUCCGGCAUAUACACAGACUAUGAUUUCUUUACUUCGGUUUGGAGAUUCGUUUUUGGACAAAGUUCGUGAACAUGUCAGUGACGAUGGGAGCAUGUCGGAACAGUUUAACAAGUACAGUGGAUUUUUACAAGGUGCAACUGAUUUGACGUGGUCUUAUGGAUCGUUUUGGAGCAGCUCGCACUGGAGAUCACAAGUGAUGUCGAAGAUGGCUUGCGCUCAGAAAUAA